Messenger RNA from Eucalyptus grandis, 4714 nucleotides. RefSeq names its product disease resistance protein RPV1-like. Gene Ontology annotation, biological process: defense response. Gene Ontology annotation, molecular function: protein binding; ADP binding. The coding region runs from base 1387 to 4167 and encodes 926 amino acids. NCBI's taxonomy places the organism in Eukaryota, Viridiplantae, Streptophyta, Magnoliopsida, Myrtales, Myrtaceae. The record is from RefSeq and is a predicted model, not a curated record. The transcript is spliced from 6 exons.
GAUCACCAGGAAGACUUAAAAAUCUUCGAGCUCCCUUUCCUCGCCCAACCAGCGACAGACGCUUCUUUGAGGGCUAGUUUUUCCGUGUGCAGAGCAGAGGAGGCCACGACUUUCUUCGCAAACCCAGCGAUCAACGUACCCGGAUCGUCCCGAGCGACUCCGGCAACGAGCCCCUCCAGCGAGUCGACUAGCCAGUACCAGCAGCUAUCGAUAUUCAUCUUCCCGAAGCCCUUUCCCGGCAGCAGUGACCACGAACACGGUUCGAUUCUCUUCUGACUUAUUCUGGAUUUUCCCUGAAGUGUUCGGUUUGAUGAAAUCCUUGCUCAGAAUGACUGAAAUACCCAUUUGUAUUUUGUGGCGUUCCUUCCCGUGUGAUUGGACCAAAGUCUCCCCGAUCAGCUUCUUAACAAGAAUAGACGAGUGGACUUAUGAGAAUAUUGCAGGCUAAUCUCGACCUUUCCAAAAAUUUGACUUACGAAUGAUAUGGAUCAUUGGGAGUUUGAAUAUAAUGCGGUCAUUUACAUACUUGCUUCUUUUUUGUUAUUCUGUGACUGAAUUUGUAUUUUAGUCUGCGAUUUGAUGCUUUUCUCUAAUCAUUGGGAAUCUCACUCAUGAUAUAUUUACGCGAUAUGUUUGUGGUUGAGACCUUCAAUCAGCCAAGGUUGAAGGCCUAUCUUGUUCACCCACGAGGGAGGGAGGGAGAGAGCUGCUAAAGCUAAAGUUUAAAAUGGGGAGCUCAGAGGCAGGAACAUCGUCAGGAAGCGAGUAUCAAGUGUUUCUGAGCUUCAGAGGACCCGACACUCGUGAUGGAUUUACCGACUUCCUCUACCAUAGCUUGACCGAUGCUGGCAUCUGUGUCUUUCGAGACGAUGAAGAGCUCUCUAUUGGUGAAAGAAUUGAUGGAGCGCUCCCGAGAGCAAUCAACAACUCUGGGAUCUACAUCCCCAUCUUCUCUCGAACUUACGCUUCGAGCCAAUGGUGUCUGCGCGAGCUCGCGCAGAUUGUGGAGAACGCUUCCAAGUCUAGUGGGCAUAAAGAGAUCCUGCCUAUUUUCUUUGACGUGGAACCCAACAAUGUUAAGCUGAAAACUCCAUUGUAUCGCGAUGCCAUACUCAACUUGGAGCGUGAGAAGAAGUUGAGCACUGAACAAGUAGAUUCCUGGAGAGAGGCUUUGAAGGAGGUUGAUGCAAUAAAGGGGUGGGAAGUCAAGAAAUACAAAGGCCAAGGGGAACUCAUUAAGUUGGUCGUUGAAGAGGUUGUGAAGAAGUUGAAGACAAAGCAAAAGUUGAUGACUGAACAUUUAAUCGGAAUCGAUGAUCAAGUGGUAGCAGUAAAAAAUUUGUUAGAUGUAGGCUCGGAGGUAAACGGCUCAUUCAAAUUCAUGGCAUGGGGGGUAUUGGUAAAACAACUCUUGCCAAGGUCGUGUUCAAUAAACUUUCUACCCACUUUGGAAAGUGUUGCUGCUUUCUUGAAGAUGUUCGAGAAAAGUCGUCAAGAACGGAUGGCUUGGUUGGAUUGCAUAAGAAGUUACUAUCUGAAAUAGGAAAUGCCGCAGGAACAGGAAGCAUUGAUGCAACUGACAAUGGAAUGAAGAGGAUCGAAGAAACACUUCGCCGUAAGAAGGUCUUAAUUGUACUGGAUGAUGUUGAUAAAAGCGAACAAGUGGAGAAAUUAGUUGGAAAAGGUGCUUUGUUUUUAGGUUCUAGAGUACUGAUUACUACUAGACAUGAGAAUGUUUUGCAAAUCACUAGACCAAAGUACGAAAUUGUAAAAUAUGAAAUGAAGGUGAUGAGUAGUGAUCAUGCUUUUCAGCUCUUCAGUAGGCAUGCAUUUAAUAGCGACUCUCCUCCAAAUGAUGACUUUGGUAUUUCAAAGAAAAUUUUAUCUACUACCGGAAGACUUCCUUUGACUAUCGAAGUAAUUGGUUCAAUGUUGCGCAAUGAAAGAAAAGAAGCAUGGAAAGAAACAUUGGACAAGUUAAGCAAAACACUUUUGGAGGAUGUUUACAAUAAGUUGAAGAUUAGCUAUGAUGCAUUGACUUUUCAGGAACAGCAAAUUUUUCUGGAUAUUGCAUGCUUUUUCAUUGGCGAGAAAAAGACAAAUGCAAUUUAUAUGUGGGAUGAUUGCGGACUUUACCCGAUUAGAGGAAUUGAGGUCCUCAAAAGGAUGUGCUUGAUAAAGAUUGGAAAAGGCAAUGAGUUUUUGAUGCACGAUCAGCUAAGAGAUCUCGGAAAGGGAAUUGUUAAUAACGAAAAUCCGAUGAAUCCUGAAGAACGUAGUAGGUUAUGGAUUAAGGAUGAAGUCCUCGAUACAAUAAAGACAAAGAAGAUGAAGAACGUUCAAGCAAUGGUACUCGAACCGUUUCCUCCAAAAGUACAUAUCAAAAGUGAAAAGAUUGGAAGGUUUGAAAAGCUAAGGUUCCUUGAACUUGAGAGAGGAACCUUUGUUGGCGAUCUAAUGGAUUGUUUUCCCAAAUUAACAUGGUUUGGCUGGAGUGCUUUUGAUUUAAAGUGUGAGCUGACCAAUAUGUGCUUAAAGAAUGUAGUUGUCCUUCAAUUUUCAAGCAUUGCCGGUUUAGAUGAUAUGGAAUUAUGGAGCCUAAUAAAGGAGACAAGAAAAUUGAAAGUUCUUGAACUUAAGUGGUGUCAUAACAUAACCACAACAGGAGACUUAUCGGGAUGCUCAACUUUAGAGCGGCUUACUUUUAGGGAUUGCGUUGGUUUAAGGACGAUUGACAGCUCUAUUGGGAAGUUAAAGCAUUUGAUAGAGUUAACGGUUGAUGGGUGCAAUCUGAUUGAUUUGCUUGUAGAAAUCGGGGAACUACAGAAUCUAGAGCGUGUCAUUUUAAAGGGGUGUUGUGAAAACUUUAAGUGUAAAUCAUUACUGGGGUUAAGUCUAGAAUCAAUUUUGGAAGAUUUAGUACAUCGGCCUAAUGCCAAUUUGAAAGGUCAACUUACUUUUGAAAUUGCCUUACUUCCACCGCUGCAAAGACUGGUGUUAAGAGGUUUAUAUGGAAUUAGAGAGUUGCUGGCACUCCCAAUAAGUUUAACACAUCUGGAAGUGUUCUGUAUGUCAUUGCAAGUUGUCCCAGACCUCUCAAACUUGACUAAUUUGGUUGAGUUGGACCUGCAUGGCGGCUUUGAAUAUGGCAAACAAGAUAUAAUUCAUACCGGUGAUUCUAGGUGGAUCAGGAAGUUAUCCAAACUGGAACAAUUGAGAUUGUGUCACCUCCAUGUCCCUUCUCCCAUAGAGUUGACUUCCCUUCGUCGGCUUAGCCAACUCCAUUUGUGUGGAGUGAACUUGCAACCCUUCACACAAGUUCCCUCUUCUCUAUUAAAGCUAAACCUUAAGAAAUUCAAUUCAAUCGCGUUACUCUCCUCCAACGUAAAGAAUUUGUCAGAUUUAGAGCUAUGGCACCCUCAAGUGGAAGAGAUUAUACUCGAUGGGCUUCAGCUUCCAAAUUUAAGGAAACUUUGGGUUUAUGAUGAUGGUGGACCCCUCCAGAGAUUCAUUCUAUCUGGCAUGAAGAUGCUGAAAAAGUUCGCCAUAUGGGAGUGCCCAAAACUAGAUGAGAUCCACAUCGCUGGGGUGUUGGAAUCGUUGGAGGUUUUGCGUAUCAAUGAGUGCAAAUCCUUCGGAAGGUUCAUGUACGUUAAGAUACAUGGGAAAUCUUCUCAUGAAUCUUCACUGAUCCUUGAAUCAAGAGUCUUCAAUAAGUUGCGGGAUCUCAACCUACAGAAUAACCAGAAGACACUCGGAAUUCAAGUAGUUGGUACAUCGGAAUCGUUGGAAGAGUUGGUGCUAUCUGGUGAUCAUUUGCAAAGUCUUGGUGGUUUGUCAAACUUAAAGAACCUCAAGUCCUUGAGAAUACAUUCUUGCCCUGAGCUACGGAUUGAUGUAUGGACCACUGAAUUGCCAAAUGAAUGCCGCUUAUACAUCAACUGGUGCGAGAAAUUAGUUGGGGUUAGAGGACAUUACGAAGGCACUGUCCAGGGUUUCAAGCGUCAUAAGAGGUUCCCCAGGUUUCCAUCGCUUGAAGAUCUUGAAGAAGAAGAAGAAUAUCAGAGCGAAGAAGACGGAUAUCAGAGUGAAGAAGAAGAAUAUCAUAGCGAAGAAGAAGACGGUCCUUUUACAUGUCACUGUCGAGGGAGGACGAGGGGAUGUUGAGGGCUGCUCUGUCCAGUUUCAAGGCCAAGGAGGAGGAGAUCGAGAGGAAGAAGAUGGAGGUCUGCGACUGCAUCCUCUCCCACCUGGGUCGGAUCAAGGAAGAGACCAAACGCUUGGCCAUUAUUUGCAAGCAAAACGGCAGCAAAGAUGACGGUGGUGAGGAUAAAACUACUGAGGAAGAAGAGACAGGUGGUGGUGAAGCAGAUGAGGCGCAACAUGGCAUUGCCUUCUUCAGUCUGGUCAGGACGCUGCUGCUCGUGUCCGGGUACAUCUAGUUCUUCCACUACGAUAUGCUUUUCGGUUAUUGCAUUGGCAGUUGGUGUAGAUUUUUGUAUUGGACGGAAUUCAUGUCUGUGUUGAGAGUAAAUUGUCUUGAGAAAAAGGGUUACUCUCAAAUUUCCAGUGGUUUUUGUACGUCUAAUUUAUAAUUAGAAUGCUUUGAGAGUGCCGAACUUUAAAUAGUUAUAUCGGUUUUUAGUUGCAUUCAGUCAUUUGUAUCAUCCGGUGUGAAAAAAUUCAUAGUCGAACAAAUUUUUGAGAUUUUGAA